CUUCCAUACCUAUAAAAUACUUGAAACGUACGAGUAAAUAUAUGUAAUACUACAUAAUUAUAGUACAUCUAUAGAAAUAUAUACAUACAUAUAUCUUAUAUAUAUACACCUAUAUAUAUCCGAGAUGUUUCCCGCCCCAUUCCAACCAACCAAAGAUGGAGCUGUCCCCGACAGUUCAGCCUGGUCGGGGGUGCCUACAGCUGCGCCUCGGUGGCUUACCGCAGGACAGUCACAGAUGUUCCACUACCAGCCACAGUCACUCUAUUCGUCAGGUAACUAUGGCAACCAGGUGCAACAGCACGGUAGCCACGGGUAUAAUAACGGGAAUAGGCAGAAUAUGAGCGGACAGUAUAUGGGCCCUGGAGGUAGAGGUGGCAGAGGCGGCAGAGGAGCGUAUGGUGGUGGUGGUAGAUCGAAGGAGUUGACUUUCGACGACGCACUCAAUGGACUUAAAGGAGGCUCUCAUACUUGGGAGUGCAAGAAUUGCGACAAGACCUUUGUCCAGGAAAGCCAGCUGGAGUCCCACCUGAAACAGCACGUCUCUUGUGAGCAUGAUGGGUGCGAGUUUUCUGCUGCCAAGAAGGUGGUAGUAGUACAUCGGGAAACGGUACAUGGUAAGGAGAGCGGUCCACCGUCGGUAGCCGUACCAUCGUUGGACACUCCGGAGGAGAUUGAGGCCUGGAGGGAGGCGCGCAGACGCAAUUGGCAGACGAAGAUUGGUAGUAAACGCAAGCUGGAGCAAGACACGAGCGCGUCAUCAAAACGCCAAAACGUUAACGGGAACGCCCUCGCCGCGCUUUCAGGCUAUGCAAGUGGUAGCGAUUCCAAUGAGGAGACGAAAGCCAAGGAUGACAAGAAGAAGCGUGUGUGCAAGUACUUCAACGGCAAACGAGGAUGCAACAAAGGGGACAAGUGCCCCCUACUACACCAGGCCAAAAAGAACAAGCCUGGGCAAAAGAAUAGGGUCGUUAUCAAAGGCUCGCUCUUCGAACGUCUGGGCGGAGUGGUGGGGCCACAGCAGCAGCAGUACACCGAACUCAUCCAGUGCAUCCGACACAUUGUUACCAACGGAUUUCUGCAGUAGACCCUUGUGUAUAUAUUUAUGUAUAUGUAUAUGGCCGAGGGAGAGUUAGCUGCCACGGUUGAGUAUAAGUAUCUGUCCAAGGACAAUACAGCUGAGCAAACAUCAAGCGAACUAGCCUGCACAGUCUGACAGAGGAUGCAAACCAUGCAUGUCAGAGAGCCUAAUGAAUGCCAGAUAGCCUACUAAAGGCUACUCGGUAUAUAUACAGAGAAUGUUAGAUAGGCUACUUUAGGCUACCUGAAUAUAUACAGAGGAUGCUAGAUAGCCUACUUUAGGCUACUCGUAUAUAUACAGAGGAUACUAGAUAGCCUCUACUUUAGGCUACUUUUGUGUGGAUAUAGAGGAUGCUAGAUAGCCUACUGUAGGCUACUAGUAUGUUUACAGAGAAUGCAGCUCGUAGACGCCAUCAGUGCGGCGUGUCUGAAAGGACAAACACUUACCAAUCGCACCUCAACAGCACACUCUGUUUCUCAAUGGGGCGCCAUCAGGCUG
This is a messenger RNA of Sphaeroforma arctica JP610, 1576 nucleotides long. RefSeq lists its product as hypothetical. The record is from RefSeq and is a predicted model, not a curated record. The coding region runs from base 125 to 1084 and encodes 319 amino acids. NCBI's taxonomy places the organism in Eukaryota, Ichthyosporea, Ichthyophonida. Gene Ontology annotation, biological process: box C/D snoRNP assembly. Gene Ontology annotation, molecular function: metal ion binding; RNA binding. Gene Ontology annotation, cellular component: nucleus. The transcript has 5 exons.